AUGCCGGAGCUGCGCGAAGCCCAGCGCUGCCAGCCGCAGCUCCAGCGCUUGCUGUCGCUGAAGGGCGCGGAGCUGUCGGCGCUGAGAGGGGCGGAGCGGCGACAGCUGGCGGCCCAGGUGCGGCUGCAAUCGGAGCUCCGGGAGCGCCAGCUACUGGCCAUGGAGAAGCUGCAGGAAAAGGAGGAAGAGAUUCGUGCCUUGCGCGGGAGCCGCCGCGCAUGA
Effrenium voratum is the source of this 222-nucleotide messenger RNA. The record is from the annotation of a GenBank genome assembly. Lineage: Eukaryota; Dinophyceae; Suessiales; Symbiodiniaceae.